UCUCAGACCGAUCGGAGCCGCGUCGCGUCGUAGACGCGCGUAUCAGCCGUGGCGUCGAAUCCUACACGGUUCAACACGUUUUUCAUGCAUGCAGACGGAGUGCAUACACGACGAGCGCGUCAUCGCCGUAUUUACGUACCGUGACAGUUCCUCGUAUGGGAAAAUUGACAGUGAAUCCCGUAAACCGCUGUGAUUGCCCGGUCGCCACGGGCGUCGACAUAUUGCGCGUGCUGUGUUUCAGACGAAGUUCUCGACAGUACGUUUUUUUUCCCCCUGAUGCCAUUCGUCCCGUCUCGUGCGAGAAAUUAACAGUUCAAGAGGAAUCGCGUCGUCAUUUCAACGACGUAUGUGUUCGUUCGCGUUCGUUCACGCCGGUUCGUACGCUACGCUCCAUGUGCGACGUAGUUACGUGGUAUCGCCGCUUCCACCCUCGCAAAUGCGAUCGGGGGUGCGCGAUGGAACUCGACGCUCAACAGCGGCAUGUCUUUUCGCAGCUGUCGCGCGACCGCUCUGAUGAUGAGUACGAUGACGACUCGCGGAUGAACGAGUAAACAAACGUCGUUACGUCAGUCGAUCGUAUUGGAGCGCGUUAAAAGAUGUGGGCGCGAAAAGAACGACAGGAUGACGAAAAUGGCGGGUGAUGAAACAGCUGUUUUAACGCGCGCCGCGCCAUCUGGUGGGGCGCGCGCGCGACACGGCACGCUAAGGCAACG
Messenger RNA from Trachymyrmex septentrionalis, 713 nucleotides. RefSeq lists its product as uncharacterized. The transcript has 2 exons. The coding region runs from base 156 to 551 and encodes 131 amino acids. Lineage: Eukaryota; Metazoa; Arthropoda; Insecta; Hymenoptera; Formicidae. The record is from RefSeq and is a predicted model, not a curated record.